This is a messenger RNA of Formica exsecta, 1499 nucleotides long. Its product is annotated as sorbitol dehydrogenase-like. Bases 48 to 1067 code for a protein of 339 amino acids. The transcript is spliced from 5 exons. Lineage: Eukaryota; Metazoa; Arthropoda; Insecta; Hymenoptera; Formicidae. The record is from RefSeq and is a predicted model, not a curated record. Gene Ontology annotation, molecular function: zinc ion binding; oxidoreductase activity.
CCAAAUCUUAGUUAGUAUUCUCGAUACGGUUUGAGCAGGGAUACGCGAUGGAAUAUUUGAGCUUUGAUCUGUCGUCUAAGUCGCUUACUUUAAAAAAGCGAGAUAUUCUUCCUAAACCGGCAGCAAAUGAAGUACGAAUUAAAAUCGCGUAUUCCGGAAUCUGUGGGACGGAUCUUCAUAUUUUGGAAGGUUCCUUUCCGUGUAAAGAGAAUGGGCCUUUAACUCUUGGACACGAGUUCGUAGGUACGAUCGAUGAACUUGGAUCGGAAGUGACCAUAUUUAAGGUCGGUCAACGAGUCGCCGUGGAUCCUAACAGCGGAUGCAAUAAAUGCGAUCACUGCCACAAUGCAAAUUAUCAUUUUUGUGAAUUCGGCGGUAUAAAUAAUACGAUAGGAAUUUUUAGGGAUGGAGGAUGGGCCACACACGCGCUUGUCCCAGAAACGCAGGUUUAUUUGAUCGCGGAUGAAAUUGAAAUGUAUCAAGCAGUGCUGAGUGAGCCCUUGUCGUGUCUUACUCACGGUUGGGACAAACUCAAUCCCGUAAAUGUAGGGAACAGAGUUCUCGUAAUAGGCGCCGGUAUUAUAGGUUUACUAUGGGCCUGUCUACUUCAUUUACACGGUCUCAGAAAGACUGUCACUAUUAGUGAACCGCAACAAAAACGGAGAGAACUCGCCACCCAUCUUGGUCUAGAUUACCAAGUUAAAAAUCCAAACGAAAUAAAAGAGGAAUUUGAUAUAGCUGUGGACUGCAGCGGCUCUGCUCCAGCGAUGGAAGCGGCCAUUUCUUUAUUAGAUCACGGUGGUCGCCUAUGCGUAUUCGGUGUCGCUAAUCCGAAAGCGAAGCUGUCAAUUGAACCAUUUCAGGUUUAUAAGAAAGAGCUGACCAUCGUAGGCGUGAUGGUAAAUCCCUAUUCUUUUCUUAAAGGAUUAGCUUUGUUGCAGCCAAUGUCUGAGAAAUAUCUCGAUUAUAAUAAGUUAGGAAUUAAAGUAUUCUCUUUGUCCCAAUAUAAAGAAGCUCUGGACGCGUUGAAGAAGGGAGACAUAAGCAAGGCUGUUUUCAAAUUGUAAAAUGGGUUUUUUAUAUGUUGGAAUAGAAAAAAAUAAGAUAUAUUAUUUUUAUAAAGUUUCAUUAUUAUAAUAUUAAAGCCAUAAUAUAUUUGACAGUAUACAUAUAAAUUGUAUUACAACGUAUAUAAAUAAUACUACAGUUAUUACAGAUAUUAUGAGUAUCAUGGCGUCGAGAUUCAAAUACAAAUUACAAUAUUAACAAGUAUAAAAUCGUAUAAAUUUGUAAAGAGUAUAUAAAAACUUGACGCACGCGGGGAUCCUCUUAUUUUAUUGAGAUUCUAUAUUCCUAUUUUUACUUAUUGGGGGUUAUAUAUCAUGAUAUGCCUUGUUAAAAAAAAAAAAUUUAGUUAUAAGUGUGCAGAGUAAAUAGUUUAGCAAGAAAUAUGUGCCUGAUAAAACACAUUAAAUGUUAUCUUAUUUAUGUACGUACAA